This is a messenger RNA of Rubroshorea leprosula, 1234 nucleotides long. The record is from the annotation of a GenBank genome assembly. Lineage: Eukaryota; Viridiplantae; Streptophyta; Magnoliopsida; Malvales; Dipterocarpaceae.
GUUGGGUUGGAAACAAAACCCAACGCUUGUUAGGUUUGAAAUCGAAUUUAGCACCUGCAAGAAUACGAGGAUAACACAACAGAUAACAAAUCCAUAAAUAGAUCGAACUCAACAGAUCCAUGAACCCAACGACUGCUGAGUUUGAAACAGAACCCAACAAACAACAGAUUGAUAAACAAAUGGAACUCAACAGAUCCAUGAAUCCAACGGUUGCUGGGUUCAAAACAGAACCCAGUGCCUGCUGGGUUCGAAAUCAAACCCAGCACUUUCGAACCCAGCACCUGCAAGAACCCAACUUGAACACAGUGCCUGCUGGGUUCGAACCCAGCACCUAUGCCUUCUUCAUCUUCAUCCACCUACAAAAACCCAACGGCUGCCUUGCCUUCUUCAUCUUCAUCAAUCAAUUUCUCAUGCAUGCUGGGUUUGGUGGAACUCAGGCAUGCUGGGCAUUGAACCCAGCAUGCCUGGGUUCGACGGAUCCCAGGCGUGCUGGGUUCCGUCGAAGUCGAACCCAGGCGCCGAAGUUGAACCAGGCCGCGCCUGGGUCUAAUUAUGAAUCGAGUUGCCAUAGUCAGCAGUAUAAUUCUUAUCCCAAUACAUGUCAUUUUGAUCCAAACACCUCAUGGAAUAAUGAAGAUAUAUUGGAGCCACAAUCAGGGUUUCAAGCUCCAGAGGAGACAUGUUUGAAUAAAAAUCUGGAGGUCCAAUCAAGUAAUUUGCUCAACUUAGUUGCUGAAGAGAUACAAGGUGAGUUACCUAGUGCAACAAUGAAAAAUCAAGAAGAAGAGGUAAACACCUUACCCUUAGAGAUUGAAGGACAACUUGGAGAAGUAGAAAUUAUGCUUGCAGAAACUAAACAAGAGGAUGUCCCUAUGGAGGAAGAGGAAAAAGCUCAGGUGUCAUUUGAAGUGUUCAAUGGGGAGUCUCCUUUAACCAAAUCUGAUUUUAAUGAUUAUUUUGUUAUUGAUAUGGUUGAUGAGAUUUUGCAGAAAAACACUUAUGAGGAUCCAUUUGAGAUUUACCCUAUUCAAGCAAAGAACUCAAUCAAAGAAUACAUAAAUUGCUUGAACACAUCAUCUUCCUUGGAAUCAAAGGGGGCAUUCCUAGAAGAAUUGGGAAGGCACAUCUAUUGGCCUAAACCCAAACAACCUCAGAACAGUCAUUAGAGAAAAUCUUAUGGUGGAUUCAACUCAAGGGCAAAAAAGCCAAGAUUUAAGAAAACGAGAGGACAUGC